GGGCUGGGAUGAAGGAGAGAGGUGUUUGGAGAGAGGCUCAGGUGUGCGUGACUGGAAAACGGAGGAAGCAGCUCAGCGAUGAGCAUCGGCUCCUCUGGCUGUUUGACAUUGGACUAUCGGCGGUCUCUUUCCUCUGUGGUGGAAACACUGUGAUCAAGCAGGGGGGGCAGCAAGUGAGUCAGAGACAUUCAGAUUCCAGUAAGGUUUAUGUAAACCUCCUCUCUGUCACCUGUUACUGUGGAGACCGUCUCAUCUUUGUAAUUGGAGGAGCUUGGAUUGCAUUCAGCCAAUGAGUCUGAGCCCAGAAUUUCUUUUGGAUUGUUCAGGUUGCACUGCUGCACCUGUCUCAGCUGCUGCACCCUAACACCAGGCGGGAAAAAAGAAUGCACUGAAACACAAUCGUUUUUUUGUCAAGUCCUUGGAUGCGCCGCCAGCUCUUGUCAUGGGAGGGAAAACUACUUUUCGGACAAGUGGCAUCUAGUGACGGCUCCGCCGCGCCAAUCUGAGAUCCUCUUCUUUGUCAACUCAGCGGAUCAAGAUGUUGCUUUGGUUGCUGCUGGUUUUGAGUGUUUGGGUGGGAUCGGAGGAAGCCAGCUCCGCUCAGUCCAGUGAGAGGCGAGUGGUCGCACACAUGCCUGGAGACAUCAUCAUUGGAGCCUUGUUCUCUGUUCACCAUCAGCCGCCUGCUGACAAGGUACAUGAGCGUAAAUGUGGUGCUGUGAGGGAGCAGUAUGGCAUUCAGAGGGUGGAGGCCAUGAUGCACACGCUGGAUCGCAUCAACGCCGAUCAGCACAUUCUGCCCAACAUCAGCCUGGGCUGCGAGAUCCGGGACUCCUGCUGGAACUCCGCCGUGGCUCUGGAGCAGAGCAUCGAGUUCAUACGGGACUCGCUGGUCUCGUCCGACGAGGCCGAGGAGUGGGGCGGAGGAGGAGCCUGGGGAGGAGGAGGAGGUGGCACAACAACGAUGAAGUGCACUGACCCCGCCGCAACUCCAAUGCGAGGAAAGAAACCGAUCGUGGGUUUGAUUGGACCGGGAUCGAGCUCGGUGGCCAUUCAGGUCCAGAACCUGUUGCAGCUGUUCAACAUACCGCAGAUUGCCUACUCUGCCACAAGCAUGGACCUUAGUGAUAAGAGCCUUUACAAAUACUUUAUGCGGGUGGUGCCCUCUGAUGCUCAGCAGGCACGAGCCAUGGUUGACAUUGUGAAGAGAUACAACUGGAGCUAUGUGUCUGCUAUCCACACUGAAGGGAACUAUGGUGAGAGUGGGAUGGAGGCGUUCAAGGACAUGGCAGCCAAAGAAGGCAUCUGUAUUGCUCACUCAGGCAAAAUCUGGAGCAACGCCGGAGAGCAGAGCUUUGAUCGCCUGCUGGAGAGGCUGAGAGCGCACCUGCCCAAGGCCAGAGUGGUGGCAUGUUUCUGUGAAGGCAUGACUGUCCGCAACAUCCUCAUGGCCAUGAGACGUCAGGGACUCGUGGGGGAGUUCGUCCUCAUCGGCAGUGACGGAUGGGCGGACAGGUACGAUGUGACAGAUGGCUUUGUAAGGGAAGCAGCUGGGGGUAUCACCAUCAAGCUCCAGUCGGCUGACGUGAAGUGGUUCGACGACUACUACCUUAAACUCCGCCCUGAAAACAACCCGAGGAACCCCUGGUUCCCAGAGUUCUGGCAGCAUCGGUUUCACUGUCGCCUUAAAGGUCAUCCACAGGAGAGCAACAAAUACAAUCGAACUUGUGGCAAGCGGGAGUCGCUCCGGCAGCAGUACGCACAGGACACCAAGAUGGGAUUCGUCAUCAAUGCCAUCUACUCCAUGGCAUAUGGCCUGCAUAAUAUGCAGCAGGCACUUUGCCCAGGCUAUCAGGGUCUGUGUGAAGCCAUGCGACCCAUAGACGGUGCGACACUGUUGGACUUCCUGAUGAAGACUAACUUCACUGGAGUUUCUGGGGAAGGAAUCCUAUUUGAUGAAAAUGGAGACUCUCCUGGAAGAUAUGAAAUAAUGAACUUUAAGAAGAUGGGGAAGGACUACUUUGACUAUGUGAACGUUGGUAGUUGGGACAAUAGUGGCCUGAAGAUAGACGAUGACGAAAUCUGGUCCAGCAAAGACACCAUCAUUAAAUCCGUGUGCAGUGAACCCUGUGAUAAAGGACAGAUUAAGGUGAUCCGUAAAGGUGAGGUGAGCUGCUGCUGGACGUGCACUCCCUGCAAAGAGAAUGAGUUUGUGUUUGAUGAGUACACCUGCCAGGCCUGUGAGCUGGGCUCCUGGCCGAACGACGGGCUCACAGGCUGUGACCCAAUACCUGUGGAGUACCUGCGCUGGGGCGACCCCGAGCCCAUCGCUGCGGUGGUCUUUGCCUGCCUCGGUCUCAUGGCCACAUUCUUUGUCACAGCCGUCUUCAUUCGGUUUCGAGACACUCCAGUUGUGAAAUCCUCCAGCAGGGAGCUGUGUUACAUAAUCCUGGCAGGGAUCUGCCUCGGAUACCUGUGUACCUUCACUCUCAUCGCUAAACCCCACGUCAUUCAUUGCUACCUCCAACGACUGGGAAUUGGAUUAUCACCUGCCAUGAGCUACUCCGCACUCGUCACCAAGACAAACCGCAUCGCUCGGAUCCUGGCAGGAAGCAAAAAGAAGAUCUGCACAAAGAAACCUCGAUUCAUGUCUGCCUGUGCUCAACUCAUCAUUGCCUUCCUCCUCAUUCUGCUCCAGCUGAGCAUCAUCGUGGCUCUUUUCAUUAUGGAGAAUCCUGAGGUGAUCCACGACUACCCCAGCAUCCGGCAGGUCAACCUGAUUUGCAACACCACUAACCUUGGAGUUGUGGCCCCCUUGGGAUACAACGGCCUGCUCAUCCUCAGCUGCACCUUUUAUGCCUUCAAGACCCGCAAUGUUCCUGCCAAUUUUAACGAGGCCAAGUACAUUGCAUUCACCAUGUACACCACCUGUAUUAUAUGGCUGGCGUUUGUUCCCAUCUACUUUGGCUCCAACUACAAAAUAAUCACCAUGUGCUUCAGCGUCAGCCUCAGUGCCACGGUGGCUCUCUGCUGCAUGUUUGUACCCAAGGUGUACAUCAUUCUGGCCAAACCAGAGCGUAAUGUGCGCAGUGCCUUCACCACCAGCACAGUGGUGCGCAUGCAUGUGGGCGACGGUAAAUCGUCCUCUGCUGCGAGCCGCUCCUCCAGCCUGGUGAACCUUUGGAAACGCAGAGGCUCCACCGCAGAGACACUCAGCUCCAACGGUAAAUCAGUGUCUUGGGCCCAGACGGAGCGCACCACUUCACGGGGUAACCACCUCUGGCAGCGGCUAUCCUUCCACAUCAAGAAGAAAGAGAACAAUCAGACUGCAGUCAUUAAGCCCUUCUCCAAAACCUCAGAGGAGCGGUACUGCAGCGGGUCCGACCUGCCGCCACAUGUACCGCUCCCGUCCCUCCCCUCCCUGUCCUCCCUGCCCACUCAUGCCGACAGCAGCACCGAUAAAACCCUCUAUGAGCUGUCGGAGGUGGAGGAGCACUACUCCAUUACGUACCAGCCCCAGACGCCUUCACCAAUCAGCACCGUCAGCCAGAGGAUAGCAGCAAACCUGGGAGACGAGCCUCAGAUGGCCUCUAUUCCAAAGUACUCCAGCAGCGUGGGCAGCAGCAGCAGUUGCGGACCAUCCAGCAGCGGCUCCAUAGCGGCGGGUUGCGACAACCGCUUGGUUGCCAUGGACGACCACCCCCCUGUGGUGCAGAAUUCGCUGAUGGAUCAGAUCAGCUGCGUGGUCAACCGCUUCGCCGCCAACAUCUCCGAGCUCAACAGUAUGAUGCUCUCCCCCUCUCCCACGCACUCACACACGCACAAGCCCUUACCACCUACGCCGAUGUCCAAGCCCUGCCCCCGGUGGAGUCCAACCGGGGCGGCUGCCUCGCUCACCCCAUGCCCCGCUCCCCUUACCCUCACACCUCCCCCUCCCUCUCCCCCAUGCGAGGGGGCAUGGUGCCCUGCUUAGCCGACCCCUCGUUGAGGAGGGAGGAGCUGGAGGAGGAACUAAUCGCUUUGACUCCACCAUCGCCUUUCCGCGACUCCCCCACAUCCAGCUGCGGCUCCCUGAUCUCCGAGUCGGGUCUCUAUGUCCCCCCAGUCCCUUCCCACCCUCCGCCCUCCCCCCCUUCACCCAGGUACACCCGACUGACACUCAGAAACUACAGCCAGAGCUCCUCAUCACUGUGAGGCAGACAGCAGGCAAGGUUGGUGGAAAACUUAGACUGAGAUCAUCUUAAAUCAACCAUGUGUGGAAAACAAGCAGGGAGGUCACUGAACACACCGCGCUGCGUUCACAUGUCUGCAGUGAGAUACAGGGUUAGAGGUGUGCCAAUGUCGUGUUUUCUCGCCGUUGAAGACGACCGCUGAGAUGGUCAGAGGCUGUCGGGGAGAGACGGCCUCUUUGGGUUGAGGAAGCUGCCUUAAAACGACUCAGCUCCCAACUGACUAGCGAUGGGAUGUUUGUGUGUUAGUGAGUGUUUCACCUGUGUCUACGGGAAAGGAAGGGUUCUGAAAAAUAUCAGGCUGAGCGGAAGACUCAGCUUAUCGGUUAUCAAGGGCAACAUAAAGGAUAUUUGCUCUCAGACGCACAUGCAGUCAAUCACAGCACACCCUUACACACCUAAUGUAAGCGAAAGCAGUGUAAAUAUAGAGGUAUGUAUUUUUCUUCUGUGACUAAAUCCUACAUGCUUCUGACUAAAGUGCUUUGUGUGAACUCUAACAUACAACGGCUGUAUGUUACAGUGAAGAACUACAUCGCGUUUUGAUUUUUCCGCUCUCCAUGACACUCCCACCACCAUCCUCGUCUUUUCCCGACACUUUUCCAGUAUUUUCUACUCCUUUAACACAUUUCUUCAGAGGUUUGAAUGUAUAUUUUUUACAUGACUCCUGAAGGGACCAAAUCUUUUUGUAGCUUUGUGUAAAGGGAGAUGAGGGGUUGACGGGUCCAGGCCUUGGUUUAAACACCACACAUCUUCAUCUCGCUCAGUGAUGGGAAGUCUGACCUUAAAGCGUGUGGCAUUUACCUGCAUUUUUCAAGGCGCGGCUGGAUCCCAGUUGCAACAUUUUUAGAACAAUGUCUGCUGUGAGGGGGAUUCAUUGGAGAUGCAGAAAUCCUGGUUUCUGUGGACACAUACUGAUGGACUCAAGCUGAGAAAUAACCUCUUUGUUUAGCCUUUUUGAAGGUCAGCUGCCUGCAUGUGAGUGCUAUGACUUUUCAUUAUUCUCCACUGUUUUUGAGACAAAGCAGCAUCAGAGCAACUCAAACUGAGCAUAUGUUUGUCAUAUGUUUGUCUCAAAAGACCAGAGUGUAGCACAAUAACAAUGGCAGCAAAGAAGAGCAAAAAAACCAACACAGAAUCUAGACAAAGUUCAACAAACACCGAGUCACUUUGCUGAGAACUGAGUAAGACUGAGAGAAAAGUUUGGUUCUUUCAUUGUUUCAUCUCUCUAAAUCCGGAUUCUGAGAAUAAAAAUGCAAAUCACAUCAACAAGUCAUUCAAUGCAAAAAGCAAAACAAAAAAUAGCAUUGCAUUUUAGAACACAGAACAGAUUUACAAAAUCAUAAAGGUGUUAAAAAAAUAUUUAGGAAGAAAAAGACUAAUUUCUAGAGAUGAAAAUUAAUUGUUCAAAAAUUAAGUAAUAAAGGAAAGUGGAAAAGGUAGGCCUUAUCAGGACAUCACUGAUUGGGUGAUGAUGCUUGACUUUUAAAGAAAAGGCAAAGCAGAAAGAUGUUUUGACUGAAAACUAUUUUUGUUUUCUUCUUUUUUUUGUUUCUUUUUUAAAUUACAGUUUCGUUUCUGAAAUUGUGUUUAGAUUUUCGUUAAAUUUGAUGUUAUCUUAGUCUUUGUUUUGCUUUUUGCAUUGUUUAAAAUAUGAUCUUUAAUAUGUUUUUUUUCAUUUAUGUGAUUUGUUGAUAGGAUUUUCACUUCAGGGCCACCGUAGAACCACCAUAUAGCUGUUGGGUUUUUAGAAGAACACCAGAACUCUGAUAUGAAAGGUGGGGUAAAUAAAUUACUGCCGUCUUCUUUGCUCUUCAUACAAUUUUAAAUCACACUACAAUCAUUAAAAAAAAAAAAUCAAUUUUAUUCUACGCAAAAUCAGAUCUAAGUGGUUUAACAUACCCCGUCCACUUGGACCAAAUGCAAUUAAAGGUGUCCUUCAUGCACUGAAAAAGAAAAA
Messenger RNA from Oryzias melastigma (Indian medaka), 6186 nucleotides. RefSeq names its product glutamate receptor, metabotropic 5b (gene grm5b). Gene Ontology annotation, cellular component: postsynaptic density membrane. Gene Ontology annotation, molecular function: G protein-coupled receptor activity involved in regulation of postsynaptic membrane potential; adenylate cyclase inhibiting G protein-coupled glutamate receptor activity. The record is from RefSeq and is a predicted model, not a curated record. Gene Ontology annotation, biological process: regulation of synaptic transmission, glutamatergic; G protein-coupled glutamate receptor signaling pathway; trans-synaptic signaling by endocannabinoid, modulating synaptic transmission. NCBI's taxonomy places the organism in Eukaryota, Metazoa, Chordata, Actinopteri, Beloniformes, Adrianichthyidae.